AUGGCCUUCUUCCCCGCCAAUUUUACGCUACAAACUCAUAAUGAAGAUGAACAUCAGCCCUCCACUUCUCUCAAUCCAAUUCUUCCCCAUUGCAACCCUCAAGACUUCCAUUGUGUGGUUUCACUUGAGGGGAAGAGAUCGUCGGUGUUUCCCGAUGUUUGUGAAGAAAAUCAUGCGGAGGACUAUAUGUCGGACGAUGGAUUACAAGGGGGAGAGAAGAAGAGAAGGCUUAACAUGGAUCAAGUGAAGACACUUGAGAAGAAUUUCGAGUUGGGGAAUAAGCUCGAGCCCGAGAGGAAAAUGCAGCUGGCUCGGGCUUUGGGCCUGCAACCGAGGCAGAUUGCGAUUUGGUUUCAAAACAGGAGGGCAAGGUGGAAGACAAAGCAAUUGGAGAAAGAUUAUGACGUUCUUAAGAGACAAUUUGAAGCUGUUAAAGCAGAUAAUGAUGCCCUUCAAGCACAGAAUCAGAAACUUCAAGCUGAGAUAAUGGCACUAAAGAAAAGGGAACCGACAGAAAUCAAUCUGAACAAAGAAAUGGAAGGUUCUUGCAGUAUCAGAAGUGAAAACAGUUCUGAUAUUAAGCUAGACAUUUCAAGAACACCAGCAAAUGACAGCCCUUUAUCUGCACACCCCUCAAUAAGAACCCUCUUUGCACCUUCAAUGAGGCCUACUGGUGCAGCACAACUUUUCCAGACGUCGUGCAGACCUGAUAUUCAGUGCCAGAAACCGGACCAAACUGUGAAAGAAGAAAGCUUUUGCGGAAUGUUAUGUGGCAUGGACGAUCAAACCGGAUUUUGGCCAUGGCUAGACCAACAUCAUUUCAGUUAA
Molecule: messenger RNA, 828 nt
Organism: Fraxinus pennsylvanica
Lineage: Eukaryota; Viridiplantae; Streptophyta; Magnoliopsida; Lamiales; Oleaceae
Source: the annotation of a GenBank genome assembly